UAUUUACGUGGAAAGUUUCAGUUGCACAAAAAAGCAAAUGGAUAUCAAAAGCGAGACCAGUCCAAAAAACGCGUUAAAACCUUAUGGAAGGGGAUUUCGACAAAAGAAACGUUCCUUGACUUCUGUAACAGCUACUUCGUUUUCAGACGCUGAUGUAAACACCAAUUUUGGAUAUGGCCCUCCAUUCCUUUUUUCUCUUCCUGAACCAAUCGAUGAUCAAUGGAAGCUCAAGUCUGAGUUAACACUAAGAGACAUGGGCGCGAGACCCGUGUCCACACAUGCUUUACGCCGUAUAUUAGAAAGAAGAAAAUUACAUAAUUUUUUUGAUAGUACUCAGGAAAAGUCUAUGAAGAGAAAUAUGAAAGAAAGGAUUGGAGAAACAGAUGAAACGAGUGAUGACGAGACUCGCACAUCUAAUAUUCAUCGUAUCCAGCAGGCGGUAGAUGUAAAAGUUGAUGAAUACUCGCAAGAAAUGCUAAAAUCGAUAUCAGAAUGUUCCAAAAAUUAUCUUGAAAAUCGAUGUGCACCUGGAGAUAGGGUUCCGGCAUUAGAGAUAUAUUCUUUAAAGCUUUUUAUGGUUGGCAUUGUCCUUGCCAUAUUUUUGUCUCGAGCUCUUAUUGAAUUGUUCAAAACGCGGUUCCUUAAUAAUUUUCCACCACAAACAUCUAAUACACAUCCUGGCAUGCAUUCUAUGCCAUCUUCACCAACUCCUAUUACACCAAUGCAAGUACAUUCAGUUUCUCCAAUUCAGCAUCGAAUGUCGCCCAAUACUUCAAUAGAAAAUCCGAUUGCAUCACAGCAUAACAAUGUUGGAGUGUAUUAUGUUGUAACACCAACACAUUAA
Messenger RNA from Dentiscutata erythropus, 844 nucleotides. Lineage: Eukaryota; Fungi; Glomeromycota; Glomeromycetes; Diversisporales; Gigasporaceae. The record is from the annotation of a GenBank genome assembly.